AUCCGAGACUAAUCAAAUCGGGUACGGGUUCAACUUACAGAACCCGAAUGGAUUUUGUAGUAGAAGAGAAGAGGCACAUAUCUGUGAUUUUUGUUUUCGUACCCGAAACCCGAUCCGAAUUGACCCGUCCUUCCAAGUUCCUACCACUAAACUAAACAGUGUUGAGCAUUUACUAAGGUUUAUAACGAGGCAAAAUUGAAACCCUCACUUGUGUUGGCGAAGAAAACGACGACGGACGGAAGUCUUGUUCGAGUGAGAGUGCAAAUGAACAACAGUUCGCCGGCGUUGACACUUCCGUCGGAUACGUCGCCGUCAGUGGUGAACAUGUUCAGAAUCAACAAAGUUGCUGACCGUUUGGCUUGGAUUGCUCAACCUGGCAACCGAGGCGAGCCUCACGAAUUUUACAACCUCUGCCUCUCGCUCUCUCGAGGCAUUGAUUAUGCACUUGCCAAUGGCGAAACUCCACCCAAGGCUCAUGAUCUGCCACUACUCGUGAAACAGAUAUGUCAACUAAAAAAUGAUGAAUGUUCGCAAGCAGCUAUGAUGGUAUUGCUGAUAUCUAUAAAGAAUGCUUGUGAAAUUGGAUGGUUCCAAACCAAAGAAUCUGAAGAACUUGUUAGUAUUGCUGAUGAGAUCGGAAAGGUCUACAGCAGUUUGGGGACUAUAAAUGUCAGACCUAGAUCUUGCAGUACUGUAAUAUCAACAAUAAUGCAGAAAUUCUAUCCUAAAUUUAAAUUGGGUCCUAUACUUGCAUCGAUUGAAGCCCAGCCUGGAUAUGGAGCUUCUGCGGUUGAUUUUCAUAUUACCAAGAGUGAAGUUCUUAAAGACAAAAUUUUUUUAUUGGUGGCACAAACAGAUAACAUUGAGACACCCGCAUGCCUCAUAAGUCCUCAGCAAGUGAAUUUUCUCCUCAAUGGAAAAGGAGUACUCAAUAGGACUAAUGUUCAAAUGGAUCCUGGAGCACAGGUGCCAACUAAUGUGACUGGUAUGCUUAAAUUUGGGACAAAUCUUCUUCAAGCUGUGGGUCAGUUCAAUGGUCGUUAUGUUGUACUUGUUGCCUAUAUGAGUGUUACACCUUUGCUUGAGGAUCCAGUUCUUCAAGAUUAUCUUCAGCCUGCUGUUACAUCUGUUGAUUUAGAUUCAGAUAUUAUUGAGGGGGCUUCACGGAUUUCACUUAAUUGUCCAAUAAGCUUUACACGUAUCAAGACUCCUGUUAAAGGGCAUUCAUGCAAACAUUUCCAGUGUUUUGACUUUGACAACUUCAUUAAUAUAAAUUCAAAAAGGCCAUCCUGGCGCUGCCCUAGAUGCAUUCAGAAUGUCUGUUAUGCUGAUAUUCGUCUUGACCGAAACAUGGUUGAGAUCCUGAAAAAUGUUGGUGAGAACAUUACGGAAGUGAUUGUCUUUGCUAAUGGAUCAUGGAAGGCAGUCUUGGAAAAGGAUCAUGAUGUGGAUAAGAUGCAGAAGAAGGCACCCAAUUGUGAAAAAGAACAAACUCAACCACAAGAAUCUACUUGCCCUCCUAGUACUGUUGACCUCACUAAAGAUGAUGAUGGUUUGGAUACAGUGGGCUCUUGUGAUAUUGUAGAAAGAAAACCUCCCCCGGCAUCUAUUCAUAGUCAUUUUGUCUCCCCAAAUUUAACUUCCUUGGGUAUGAACUCUACUGGUGUUAAUCAAAAUGUUGCCGCUCAAACGGAUGACUUUUGGACUGGAGUUUAUAUUGGCCGUAGUAGUUCUGAUACCCCAACAGUUGGUAACUCCGAGCUACCUGUUCUGCCCGAUACUGUUUCUCCUGCAUUUAGUCAGGAAUCUGCAGGUCGUGACAAUAACCCUGUUGUUAAUUCUGCCAUGCAUAAUCAAUUUUCGGGACCAAGCAACUUGCAGAUGCAGAUGAAUCAUAUGAAUUCAGUUAACGAGUAUGGUAGGUCAUCCUCAGCGCCAAGACAUAUUCAUAGGACUCCGGUAGCUGUUCAGGCCCUCCCAGUUCAAUCUCAGGCAUUGGGACCACAGGAAAAUUCAAUAACUAAUUUGAAUAGUUCCUUGCUACCUAGCAAUUCCUCUGCUGCUCCUCAUAUUUCUUUGUCCAACCCUGCCUCUGUAGAUACUUUGAAUGCCAUACUAAGUGAUACGGAAAGACAACAACAUUUUUCUCGAACUCCAGUGAAUCCGCCUCAGGUCUCAGGUGUAAAUUCACCUGCAUUUCAGCAUCACACUGCAACCCAGAAUCGGGUACCUCUUAUAAAUACGUCAGUGCCAACUCAACCGCAGAAUCAAUACAGAGCAAAUGUGUUUUCUGAAUUUAGAAAUUCGCAUCUGCAGCAAGCUUUGAAUCGCUGGCCACCCCCAUCAACAUCAUCUAAUACCCAGUGGUCCCACAUCCAGCAAAGUGUUCCACAAUCUGGGAAUUUUCAGGUAGCAGCCAGGGGUGGUGCACUGGCUGCCAGACAAGGUAGUUCCCAUGCUAGGAAUGUUCCGACAGCUGGAGCUACUACUCAUAGGGGUAUGGUUCCUAACCAACCUGCCAGAUGGACGCAAUCUGUUUCGGUUCAAAAUCUAAGUACUGUAGCAGGCACACCUUUCCAGGGGUUAACAGGAGAGCAAAGAGGAAAUACAGCACAGUCAGUUUCUAGGCCUGAAGAAUUAUUCAGUCCGCAAUCAGAACAGAAUUGGACUCCCACUGGACGAAUGCGUGGAAGUCUAGAUUUAAGUCAGCUUUACGAUGAGUCUAUUGCACAGCGAAUAAUUACGCCAACACAAGGUCAAAAUUCAAAGCCACCAGGUCCACAACCCGUCCGACGGACUGGUAUUUCCUCUUUGCAACCCGCCACGACCCAACUGGAUGUGCUUAUUGCAAACAAUAGAAAUGCAAAUGCUCAUAAUCGUUCUUCCAGUAGAUAACAUUUCUGCAUGGCUCCACUUGCACAUUUCUGCAUAGGCUGUAAAUACAGUUAUCUAGUCACAAUAUAUAUUUUGACUAUAACCAGACGGACAUAUCCAAGGUUUUUUAUUCUUAUUUUUUAUGGAAGUCUCAUGGUUUUCAUUUGUUCUUUGAAA
Molecule: messenger RNA, 3051 nt
Organism: Glycine soja
Lineage: Eukaryota; Viridiplantae; Streptophyta; Magnoliopsida; Fabales; Fabaceae
Product: E4 SUMO-protein ligase PIAL2-like
Exons: 16
Coding region: 265-2895 (876 amino acids)
Biological process (GO): protein sumoylation
Molecular function (GO): zinc ion binding; SUMO ligase activity
Source: RefSeq, a predicted model, not a curated record